GGUGGUGUCGGUCCGUCCCGCCACCAUGCCGGCCGUGUCCAAGGGCGACGGGAUGCGGGGCCUGGCCGUCUUCAUCUCCGACAUCCGCAAUUGCAAAAGUAAAGAAGCGGAAAUCAAGAGGAUAAACAAAGAACUGGCCAACAUCCGAUCAAAAUUCAAAGGAGAUAAGGCCCUGGACGGCUACAGCAAGAAGAAAUACGUCUGCAAGCUGCUCUUCAUCUUCCUCCUCGGCCACGACAUCGACUUCGGCCACAUGGAAGCCGUCAACCUCCUGAGCUCCAACAGAUACACCGAGAAGCAGAUUGGCUACCUGUUCAUCUCCGUGCUGGUGAACUCGAACUCGGAGCUGAUCCGCCUGAUCAACAACGCCAUCAAGAACGACCUGGCCAGCCGCAACCCGACAUUCAUGGGCCUGGCCCUGCACUGCAUCGCCAACGUGGGCAGCCGGGAGAUGGCCGAGGCCUUCGCCGGGGAGAUUCCCAAGAUCCUCGUCGCCGGGGACACGAUGGACAGCGUGAAGCAAAGCGCCGCUCUCUGCCUGCUGCGACUGUACCGGACGUCCCCGGACCUCGUCCCCAUGGGCGACUGGACCUCUCGGGUCGUCCACCUCCUCAACGACCAGCACCUGGGUGUGGUCACCGCCGCCACCAGCCUCAUCACCACGCUGGCCCAGAAGAACCCGGAAGAAUUCAAGACGUCCGUGUCCCUGGCCGUCUCCAGGCUGAGCAGGAUCGUCACGUCGGCCUCCACGGACCUCCAGGAUUACACCUAUUAUUUCGUCCCGGCCCCGUGGCUCUCCGUGAAGCUCCUGCGGCUACUGCAGGGCUACCCGCCGCCAGACCCCGCGGUGCGGGGACGCUUGACCGAGUGCCUGGAGACCGUCCUCAACAAGGCCCAGGAGCCGCCCAAGUCCAAGAAGGUCCAGCACUCCAACGCCAAGAACGCCGUCCUGUUCGAGGCCAUCAGCCUCAUCAUCCACCAUGACAGUGAGCCGAACCUGCUGGUGCGGGCCUGCAACCAGCUGGGCCAGUUCCUGCAGCAUCGCGAGACCAACCUGCGCUACCUGGCCCUGGAGAGCAUGUGCACCCUGGCCAGCUCCGAAUUCUCCCACGAGGCCGUCAAGACUCACAUCGACACCGUCACCAACGCCCUCAAGACGGAGCGGGACGUGAGCGUGAGGCAGCGGGCCGUGGACCUCCUGUACGCCAUGUGCGACCGCAGCAACGCGCAGCAGAUCGUGGCCGAGAUGCUCAACUACCUGGAGACGGCCGACUACUCCAUCCGCGAGGAGAUCGUGCUGAAGGUGGCCAUCCUGGCGGAGAAGUACGCGGUGGACUACACGUGGUACGUGGACACCAUCCUGAACCUGAUCCGCAUCGCCGGGGACUACGUGAGCGAGGAGGUUUGGUACCGCGUCAUCCAGAUCGUCAUCAACCGCGACGACGUCCAGGGCUACGCCGCGAAGACCGUCUUCGAGGCCCUCCAAGCGCCAGCCUGCCAUGAGAACUUGGUGAAAGUCGGGGGCUACAUCUUGGGGGAGUUUGGGAACCUCAUCGCUGGAGACCCCCGAUCCAGCCCCCUGAUCCAGUUCAACCUGCUGCACUCGAAGUUUCACCUGUGCAGCGUGCCCACGCGGGCCCUGCUGCUGUCCACCUACAUCAAGUUCGUCAACCUGUUCCCCGAGAUCAAGCCGACGGUGCAGGACGUGCUGCGCAGCGGCAGCCAGCUGAAGAACGCCGACGUGGAGCUGCAGCAGCGCGCCGUCGAGUACCUGCGCCUCAGCACCGUCGCCAGCACCGACAUCCUGGCGACGGUGCUGGAGGAGAUGCCCCCUUUCCCCGAGCGGGAGUCGUCCAUCCUGGCCAAGCUGAAGAAGAAGAAAGGGCCCAGCACCGUGACGGACCUGGAGGACACCAAGAGGGAACGCAGCGCCGACGUCAACGGGGGUCCCGAGCCGGCCGGCCCUGUCCACGCCGCCAACGCCAGCGCCGUGUCCACCCCGUCCCCAUCGGCCGACCUCCUGGGGCUCGGGCCGGCACCCGCGGCCAGCGCGGCGGCACCCACCUUGGGCCCCGGCAGCAGCAGCAGCAGCAGCCUGCUCGUGGACGUCUUCUCCGACUCGGCCUCCGCCGCCACCCCGCUCGCUCCGGGUUCGGAAGACAACUUCGCCAGCCCCGACCCGGCCCCCGCUGAGGUGGUUUCCGAGGAACCAGCCGACACCGUGCACGAGGCCGAUGAACUGAUCCACAAGUUUGUCUGCAAAAACAACGGCGUGCUCUUUGAAAACCAGCUGCUGCAGAUCGGUCUCAAGUCCGAAUUCCGCCAGAACCUGGGUCGGAUGUUUAUCUUCUACGGAAACAAGACGUCCACGCAGUUCUUAAACUUCACCCCGACGCUAAUCUGUGCCGACGACCUGCAGGCCAACCUGAACCUGCAGACGAAGCCCGUGGACCCCACGGUGGACGGGGGUGCCCAGGUCCAGCAGGUGGUCAACAUCGAGUGCCUGGCCGACUUCGUGCGGGCUCCGGUGCUCAACAUCCAGUUCAGGUACGGGGGCACCUUUCAGAACGUGUCGGUGAAGCUGCCCAUCACGCUCAACAAAUUUUUCCAGCCCACGGAGAUGGCCUCCCAGGAUUUCUUCCAGCGCUGGAAGCAGCUGAGCAACCCUCAGCAGGAAGUUCAGAGCAUCUUCAAGGCCAAGCACCCCAUGGACACCGAGAUCACCAAGGCUAAGAUCAUCGGUUUCGGCUCCGCCCUCCUGGAGGACGUGGACCCGAACCCCUCCAACUUCGUGGGCGCUGGGAUCAUCCACACCAAGACCACCCAGAUCGGCUGCCUCCUGCGUCUGGAGCCGAACCUCCAGGCCCGGAUGUACCGGCUGACGCUGCGGACCAGCAAGGAGAGCGUGUCACAGAGGCUGUGCGAGCUGCUGUCCGAACAGUUUUAACCCGGAGCAGCCAGCCACCCCCCCGCCCCACC
Molecule: messenger RNA, 2979 nt
Organism: Tachyglossus aculeatus (Australian echidna)
Lineage: Eukaryota; Metazoa; Chordata; Mammalia; Monotremata; Tachyglossidae
Gene: AP2A2
Product: adaptor related protein complex 2 subunit alpha 2
Exons: 23
Coding region: 26-2947 (973 amino acids)
Biological process (GO): clathrin-dependent endocytosis; intracellular protein transport
Cellular component (GO): membrane coat; AP-2 adaptor complex
Molecular function (GO): clathrin-cargo adaptor activity
Source: RefSeq, a predicted model, not a curated record